UGCUUCAACAAUUUCUGCUGCUCGCGCUCGGGUCGUCGUCGCUCGUCGGUUCUGAGGCUGUCGCCGUGUCUUGGUCGCGCCGUCGUUCGUUGAUUUGGUGGAAAACCUCGCGAGGAGGCUGCGAAAAAAACGCACAAAAAUUAAAUGAAAACUUCCGUACGGGAUUGCGGUGCAGUGAGGAAAGCGUUGCGCAAUUCGCGAGCCAGUGAAAUUCACGUGCAAAGUGACUCGGGUCGGGACCGUGGGUGCAGUGGAAUUGCGUGAAAAGUGCGUGUGGAAAGUGUGGCCGGACGUGAGCUGCGUGAAGGAAGUCCAAUUGGCCGAGGAGCGGAGGAUCGCCAGACGUGGACCGUUGCCGUAAAUGCUAGAAGCGUAGGAGAGAUAAUAACUUGCGGCAAAUUUCGAGACGGCGCCAUAUCACUAACAAAUGUCUGAUGAGGCAUCGACGGGACGUCUCUCGCAAAUAUUCGAUUCGUUAUCAUGUCUGAGUGAUCUGGAAAAGCAACAACAGUCACCGCAGCAGCCGCAGCAACAGCAAAACCAAUAUCUCCACCAUCAUCAUCAUUCGCGGUGCUCAACAUCGCCGUCACCGUCACAAAAUCAAUUUCAAUAUUCGAAACAGUUUCAAUCACCUUCGGAUCCUAGUCAUAACUAUGUCACAGGCACGAGCAGCAGGACUCAAACCCUAUCAUCGACAUCGUCGCAAAAUCACUCUCUGACUUCAUCAUCGUCGACGUCGUCAUCACCCUCUUUGCCAAAACGUUCACACUCGUCAGGUAGUAGUUGCAAUCUAGGCGGUGCGAGUGGCGGAAUUGGGAUAUCGACCGCAUGCAGUUCUCCCAUUCCGCCGUCGCCAGCCUCACGCAUAUCUACCGCAGGAACAUCACAAUCAACACCAAAUAGUCCACGCCUUAUGCCAAGGCGCGUGCAUCGGGCUCCACCGAUUCCAGCCCGUCCGAAUGCCGCUUUGAUUGCAAAUCCCGCACUCGCCGCUUUAGAUACCAAUGCUCCUUGGCCGCAUUUUUCGUCAUUAACGGAACAUUUGGAUGUUCAUCAGGUGAAUAACUACACGCAAGCAUUACCGGAGAUCAACUGGCAGGAGCGAUGUCUUGAGCUUCAAUUAGAGCUUCAUCGAUCGAAAAACCAGGCAGGACGAAUACGUGAUAUGCUUCGCGAAAAGCUCUCCGAAUUGGAACAAAGGGUCAUAGAAGCAGAGGAGAGAGCAGAAGAAGCCGAGGACAAGGUCCGGGCAAUGGAACAACGACUAAGUGAAUGGCCAAAAACGAAUACAUCAGGAUCACCAAAUCAUCAGUCACAAAAUACUGCUAGCAUUUCGAACGAUGCCGAGAAAACCAUAACAAAUCUGGAAAUUCAAGUCGAAGAGCAAAAGCAAUUACGCCUACAAGACGCGAAACAAGUGGAAGCGAAAGCUGCCAAAAUCAAGGAGUGGGUCACAAACAAGCUUCGUGAACUGGAAGAACAAAAUCAAGUGUUGCGCGAACAGAAUGUAAAGUGCAACCAACAACUCGAAAUAUUGCGCAAUCAUAUAGCCAGUAGUACCUCUGCACGACACAGUAGCAUUCAACAACCAGUUCGUUCUAGUCUAAGCUUAGAAGUACAAGAAUUUGGCGACAGUCCUGGAAAUCGGCGGCGCAGCGAAUCUUUAGAACCGCCUGAGAACCGGACGUUAGCUAAAAACUACCCAUUGCACCAACACCGACGCAAUCUCUCCAUGGAGCCGCAGGAGCUGGCGCGCGAUCUAGCGGAAGCGGUAGAUGGGCUCAGUAUCAUUCCUAUCCCUCGGGCACCUAGCCCCAACAAUUCAGAAACGGAUACACUUCAUGAUUAUGCAGAGAUUUACACUCCUUCCAGAGAGAAGCUUCCGCCGUGGAUGAAGAAUAACCCCCAGUUUCUACCAAGCGGUGGGAAUUCGAGUACAACAACAACCACUACAACCAGUGACCUUGUAGGUGAUGCCACAGCAGCAACCGCAGCUCGGCCUCCUACGCCACCGCUUCACAGGUUCCCAAGUUGGGAAGCAAAAAUCUACCAAGUAGCGAACGAUGGUCUUGCAGCGGGAGAAGAUGCCGAUGGUCAAGAAUCUACAACGGCCAGUGCGGGAGGAGUAGGCGGAGGCGCAACAGUUCCUGGAAGUAAUGCAAACAACCGGGGAGCACAAACUGCUAGUGGCGGGUUUUGUGAUAUUAGUGUACCCGUCUAUGCCACUGUAAAAGGGCGUGCUUCUCAAAUACGUUCCAUGCCAUUCACCGGUGAUUCAAGCGAUGAUUCCAGCGACGGUGAGGAGCAUGCUGUGAUGAUGACACACAAUUCGCACAACUCUUCAAGUACGGAUAACACUGAAACAAGUACAUCCGGUAGUGCUUCCAGUCCAUCCAAAAGUCUAAAGACAUCAUCUAGUCUAAGUCCGGCAAAGCGUAGUGGUUCGGAAAGUCCUAAAAAUAAGACUAGAGUAAUUUCAGAUACUUCAUUUGAAUCAGGCAUGUCUGACGAUUAUGCGAUACCACCAGAUGCUGUCUCCGAGUCAACCUGCAUGGACGCCUCAAUGCCGUCACUCUUGAUGCGAGCCUCGUACGCCGAUUCGCCCAAUAAGAAGUUGGAAUCUCUAGAGAAGGUCGGACAUUUAGCGAAACUGGGCGGUAAACUGAAAACUUGGCGGAAACGUUGGUUCGUCUUGAAGAACGGCACUCUCACCUAUUGGAAGAGCCAGCAUGACGUGAAUCGGAAACCACAAGGGCAGAUCAUGUUGGAUGAAGCUUGUCGGAUUAAUCGUGCCGAUGGUGCAUCUACUUUUGAAAUUGAUACAGGGAAGAAAACGUACUAUUUGACGGCUGAUUCUAUUGCAACAAUGGAGGAUUGGAUCAGGGUCUUGCAAAAUGUCCAACGUCGUAAUGCAACCAAACUUCUUCUAAGUAGAGAGGAUCAGAAACCAACUGUACAAGGUUGGGUGACUAAAGUGAAAAACGGUCACGCCAAAAAAUGUUGGUGUGUACUACUUGGUAAAAUGUUCCUGUACUUUAAGGCUCCUGGAGAGACGAACCCAUUGGGACAAAUUAAUAUGCGUGACGCACGUGUCGAAGAAGUAGAACAUGUUUCUGAUUCAGAUUCCGAAGAACGUGAAGAUCCAGCACAAAGUCAGGCUCGACUGACGGUUGCAAUUUAUCCCGCCCAUCAAGGUCCCACAUAUUUAAUUCUACCCGGCAAACAAGAACGUGAUAACUGGCUAUAUCAUUUGACAGUAGUGUCAGGCGGCGGACCGAAUGCUGGUACUCAGUACGAGCAAUUAGUUCAAAAGCUAAUGGAAACUGAUGGAGAUCCGAAUUGUGUAUUAUGGCGUCAUCCUAUCCUUCUACAUACAAAAGACACAAUCACAUCACCUCUAUCUUCACUACAUUCUGAAUUGUUGCAAUCGGAAGCCAUUAAACUAUUCAAGUGUUGUCAACUUUUCAUGUCGGUAGCAGUGAAUCAACCAGGAAUCGAUUAUCAUGUCGUUUUGGCACAAAAUGCUCUUCAACAAUGCUUAGAUAUGCCUGAAUUACAAACUGAACUGAUUUGUGCAUUGAUCAAGCAAACAUCACGACACACCGGACAGAAAUUAGGUGUUGGGGUCCAGGUAAACAAGAAACUGGGCAAGCAAACGCGCCAACUGCUAUUGUGUGCGACCCAGAGCCUAUUCACUUGUGAUACGCAGCAAGGGGGUGCAGCACAGGCAAACGGAAGCUCCCCAACAUCCAUUCAGUAUACAUUUCAGGCUCCACCCUCUGCACCCAUAAUCGAUUGUAAAUCGAAUCCACCUGCUUACACGUUUGUACAAGGAUGGCAGCUACUAUCGUUGGCCGUUUCGCUUUUUGUUCCUAAAAAUAAUCGUCUUCUGUGGUACUUAAAACUGCAUCUGUCCCGAAAUGCCGAUAGUAAAUCCGAAACUGGCAAAUAUGCAGCGUACUGUGAACGUGCCUUGGAACGGACCAUACAAAAUGGUGGACGUGAAACGAAACCGUCGCGUAUGGAAGUUCUGUCGAUUCUCUUGAAGAAUCCCUAUCAUCAUUCGUUACCUCAUGCGAUUCCAGUUCAUAUGAUGAACGGAGCGUAUCAAGUCAUAUCUUUUGACGGCUCAUCAACAAUAGAAGAAUUUCAGACUACACUCUCCCAAGAGAUCGGUUGCCGCGACGCCGCCAAUGGAUUUUGCCUCUUCAGCGAUGACCCCAUUGAAAAGGAUCUGGAGCAUUAUCUUGAUCCUCAAGCAAAACUGUGUGAUGUAAUCUCAAAGUGGGAAACGGCUCUACGAGAAAAGGGCUCCGGAAAAUUUGAAAACUCGCGAGUUAUUCAACUGACAUACAAGAAUCGGCUAUAUUGGAAGCAUUCUACGAAAUUCGAAACUGACAAGGAGAAAUUGCUUCUUUGCUACCAAACCAAUCAACAAAUCGUACAAGGACGAUUCCCGCUAUCUAGAGAACUGGCUCUAGAACUAUCCUCAUUAAUGUCACAAAUUGAUAUGGGUGAUUACUCGCCAGAAAAAUCUAGAGGUUCAGGCAAUAUGAACGCAUCACUUCAAGCACUGGAUAAAUUUUAUCCGUAUCGGUACAGAGACGCACUGACUCCAGAACAGUUGAAAGAUAUUCAAGAACUAUUGAUAUCCAAAUGGAUUUUAUUGAAAGGACGCUCAACGUUGGACUGUGUGCGAAUAUAUUUAACUUGUUGUCGAAAAUGGCCAUUCUUCGGUGCAGCUUUGUUCCAAGCGAAACCCCGACAUUCCGAUCAGGCGAUGGCAUGGCUGGCAGUAUCUGAAGAUGCAUUAAACGUCCUAGAAUUAUCUUCAAUGGCCCCUAUUGCCCGUUAUCCUUACACUUCUGUUAUGACUUUCGGUGGGUGCCAAGAUGACUUCAUGUUAGUCGUGGGUUCCGAAGACACAUUAGCAACCGGAAGUAAUGAACAGAAGUUACUUUUCGCAAUGAGCAAACCAAAGAUCCUAGAAAUCACCUUGCUUAUAGCUGACUACAUGAACGCGCUGGGCCAUACAUUGCCCGGAACACCUCAAAUGAAUACGCUGACGCGCAAUGGUUCCCACCGAAGUAUACGAUCGCGACCAACUCAUGGUGGAGGUGGGGCAUCAACAAACGCCACUACAACUGCCCACAACACCCUGAACUCUCAUGCCACUCAUACGCUGAACUCUCAGCAUUCACACACUUUGAAUUCAUCCCACUAUAGUGGAGGUAGUCACCAGAACACAAUGAGUUCGUCCCAUGGCGGUCAACCUGACAUAUUGAAGAGUACACCAGAUCACCAGAGGCUGAAGUGAUCCGGCCGAGGGGCUGACUAGCAUGGCGUUAUACGAGUGAAAUUUACAAAUUUAUAGUGAACGGAAACAAUAGCAAACAAGCAGGUAACACGAUAAUGCGACGACGUUCGAUGACGAUACUGUGAUUGUAUGAUCUUGUAGACGAGGGAUGAGAAACUUAUAUUACAACAAUUGUAAGUGUAAGCUUUCAACGACGAUACAAUGACUCAAGUAUAAAUCCUUAAAUAAGUACGAAAUCGAUUUUAUAGCAAGUAAGGAAGAGACAUGAGAACACAUUUGUAAAUACUUACAUGCAUAACUGAUACAAUUUAUGGGGGUCAUAUCGUUUCUUAGUUUUAUAAAUUGACAUAAGGCAGAAGUUUUUGUGCUUCUUAGGUUUCAUUUAUUUGUUAGAGCAAAUAGAACAUAGAAGGGAAGCUAGUCGCGAUAUACUCGUAUAUUUUAUUAAAGCUACUAAAUACUUUAUAACAUUAAGCUACGAGCUAUUUUGUUUUACAAGACCUUUAAAUUAGUUCAAAUAAUCUAAUGUUUUCUGUGUGUCUACGCAUCAUGCUCAGAACUUCUUGUUGCCAGAUCCGAAGACGAUCCGAAAACAUUCUUUGUUCUAGUCGUUUUAAUGAGUGUUUAUUAUUUAAUGAACACGUUGAUUUGGAACGGUGUCUACGCUUGGGGGAAUAACCGGAAAAAAUAUACACCAAAUAGGGUUGGUAGUAGAAGUCACGCUUUAUCGGAAGUGGCACGACAGUAAAGUGGGUAACACGCAGAUAAUAAAGGGACUGUUUUCCCAACACUUCAAUUCAAGACAAACGGAAAGGUAGAAAAGAAUAAAACUUGAUUAACUUUAUAGUCUUUGGAAAUUCUGAAAAGUUUGAGACAUUGGAAAUCUUUUGGCCCCAAUAUAGCCUUACUCAUUUUCCCCAAUUCAAAUCAAUGUCUCUAGGUUUACUGCGUGCUUCUUUGAUUGGCAAGAAAUGACUCCUCCGUUCCAGGUGAACACAUAUUCCAUAAAUGAUCCCUUGUCUCUCUGUCCCAAUAAGCAUCUACGAAGCCAGUAAGUAUAAUUUGCUGAGUGCUGAAAACGGUGCCAAUCCUUCCAUCUCCGCUCAGGUGCUUUCCAGUGACUCUUAUGUUAUUGAACUUAAUCAAUGUUUUAGCUGCGUUUGAUAUAACCGCGUCGUGAGAGAGAGAGGUGUCAAUCCUCUUUUAACUUUUCCGCAGGGAGAUUCUAUUUCAUUUGGUUUGGACAAAUUCGUGUUUCUCUCAUGCUUUUUCACUGAAGUUGUGGAAGCUUUGUUUUCACGAAUGAUACCCCCUGAUAUCAUAAUAUGUGACAUUAAAUCGAUGGAUAAACACUUUUCAAUGUGCAACAAAUACAAUAGCAAAUCCAGUAAACUACAGACGAGAACAGGUGCGUAACUCUCAUUAAAAGUUAUUCCUGGUAGCUGGUCGAUAUACAAUAUACCCAAUAUCAUUGUUCAGGAUGGAUGUUAUUUCGAUAUAUUGCAUUGCUGCAAUUUCUCUCCCAAGAUGCUUCAAAGGAAUACCGUGCGCUCUUCCUGGCUGCGUUUUUUUCCCGGAAGCCGAGCGAAAGAGACCCUCUUCACCGUGCACCCGACGUUGAGGCUAUAAUGGUGUAUGCCUGGCUUGAAGACAUCGAAGGGGCGCUUGUAAGGUGGCUAUUGCGGCUUCCAAAAGGCGGUCGUCUUAAUUAGGACAUGCAUGCAAGAUUCAAGCCCAAGGAUCAUCUAGGGCCAUUAUACUGGCUUUCAGCGUCCUGUGCCAUCUUUCAAGCAUCCCAUUGAACUGCGGUUGGUACACGGUUGUCCGGUGGCGUUUGAAGCCAUGGAGUUUGCCCAUCUCUGAGAAAUGGGAGGACUCAAACUACAUUCCCUGGGUUGCGAUUAUAAUUUCCGGCACACAAAAGCGUGGAAUCCAUUCUUGACAAAGGGCCUCAGCACAAAGUUGUGCAGCAAUGUCUUUCAGUGAGAUCGUCUCAGAUUACCGCGUGAACUGAGAAACCGUUUGCGUCUCGAAGGCACCAAUGAUGUCGAGGUGGAUUGUGUGGAAACGCUUGGAGGACGAGGGAACACGCCAACAUAACUUGCGAAUGAUGUUCGAUAACUUGUUUGAUUGAAAACUUCUGCCAGAAUUCCUGAAAUACCGGCUACGUCAACGAUCCUCUUCACUGGGCAUCUUUCUCUUUUUAUUAUCAAAACUGGAGUAAAUUUUAUUCAAACUGAAUUCUACUGUCGGUUGUCUGAGAAGUGAGGCCGCUUGUAUCAUCAGCUGGAAGAAGCGUUGAAGUGAAACGAAAAUUCAAAAUACUCCGCAGGAAGUUCUGAGACGCAAGAUUCGUUUGGGAUCCGGGCGACCUCUCGGGUGAGUCUAAAUACUUAUGGUUGCAAUAAAUAUAGUGGCUAAGGCAGAAACGAGAACUUUUUUGACGGCGACAGUAACCUGUGGCACACAAAAUCUGAGUUGAUACAAUCUUUUCGUCGCGCUUGAGACUCCGCUUCAUGUGCACCCGUCAAUUUACACUUGGUUUCACCAAUUCUUACUUAUGUUAAUAUUUUAUUUUUUAUAUUCAAUUAACAAUCACUGUUUCUUUAACUGCUUAAAUUAUUUUGAGCUUUUUAAAGUUUAAUUACAAUAAUAAGCUGGGUACGGAUCUCCACCCCUCCAACUGUUGACCACCACUCCUCUGAAUCUUUUUUGCACUGACAUCGAAAACCAAUCAAACGUCAAAAAUUGUUUUUCGUUGUCAUGGACAACGCGGUUCGCAGUUGCGUUCGUUCGACAAGCCUGCUUGCGCCGCCACAGUUGAUAACAAACCGUCAAUGUUUAAUGUUUAUCUUGGAAAUGAUUACAAUGAGCACCUUCAAGCGAUUGGACCUACAAGCUACGCCAAAGUCGCUUGCAACUUAAUUCCAAGUCCGGAGAGAUCUUUUUAACGGUUAGAUUUUCUUUUCUCGUUCCGUGGUAUGAGGUCGAUUUUGUUCCUAAAUACUGAUUGACAUUCGAUAACCCAGUCUGUCCUCAGGGGUGGUCAGUUCCGGGUGUGGCCUUUGGUGAUAUUUUGGUCGCAACCGACUUCGUCUUGUUCUUAAAUUUUACUUCCUUUUAAGUAUUAAAUCCGAAAUACUCUAAAAAGAUUUUCUUCAGAAGCUUUAUGAGCUACAUCGCCGAUGAGGUGAUGUUCCAAUCUCUACAGGUGGUUAGGACUUGGUCCUUUUCUCACGGUGCUUUCGCUAUGACGUUAUCUCGCCCAAGCUGUGGUGCAACAUGUAUCACUGAUUCAAUGAGAAUGCUUCAGUAUUCCAAAUUUGGGGAGCAUUCAUUAAAAUGUGAACCGUUUAAAAAUCCAUAUGUCAUUUAGUAUGUUUGUAUGUUUGCGAAAUACCACAUUUUAUACUGGUGGUCGAAACGAUUGAUCUUGAUCCUCAUCUCACUGAAAAUUGUACGAAGAAUUCUAUGAGUCUAGGGGGUGAUUCAUAUAUUUGCCUUUGGCGGUUUAACUGCAAGUGAAAUACUCAUUUUUUUCCAAUUUUUGCUUGAAAUCUUGAACAAUUUCGUUUUUUUUUUUUUUUUUUGUAAUGUGGUGCUGAAAUGAAUGCUAGAGGCUUCAAGUCUAUCCAAUUGCUGGUCUCUACUGAUGAUAUCCACACAGUGGGAAGAACACGGGAAGUACAGACUGUCUUCGUUCAGGUGGAGCAAGCGGUGCAAGAUCUUGGGUUUGGACUUGGUUCAUGGUAUGAGCAACACAAUCCAAUAGUACUAGCGAAUUGGAAAAAAGGGAAAAUAUAGGAGACGAGAGUUUGAAUUAUUCCGAACCUGCUAUUCUCAUAUCUUCUUGUCAAAUAAAGUUACAAGCUGUUAGCCGCAUUCGAGAGGAGAAUAUAUGAAGAAGUCUAUGAGCGAUAUCCCGAUAAAGUAUGGCUCAGUAGCAAAUGGCAAAAAAUAGAAAUACUUCCGGUCUUGGCUAAUUUUUUUCAAUUCAUAUUUAAUAAAAUGGUAUUUCGAGAACCAUCGAGUGAAAGGUCAGUAUUAGUCCCUGAAAAACCAUUUUUGUAAAAUAUUUGUAAAAAAUGUUAGCCAAGAACUGAACUUUCUUCCAAUUUUUUCAAUUUGUUGAACAUUGACUAAUCUAAAUACUUCAAAUUUUGGUAUCUGUCAUCUUUCCCGAAAGAUCAUAGUUCAGUCAUUCAAUCGUAGUCAUAGCUACAGAGAGCGCUGAUUUGCUUCAUUGGAAUGUUCACGUUAAAGGAGCCUUUUUUCGCCUUGCCGCGAUUUCCGCCGCCUUGGGAGUGCGACAUUGGUAGAAAUUCAAUAUACCGAGAAAACGAUAAAGCUCGGGAACAAUUCGGACUACGGGUAACUUUGUCAAGUGGUUGAGGCUAUUUAACGCCAUCCAGGUAAGAUCUAUUAAAUGGACAGUUGCGCAGAAGAUAGUACAUUCAGCGUUGGAGAGAGAGAGUCGUGUUAUUUUAGCCCAUCGAUGAACGAGUAAAUUCGAAGAGUUUGAAUGAGGUGGCGACCGCCGCUUUUAGGAUGUUGCUCUCGGCGAUUGCAAUCGGGCAGAAUGCUUUACGAAAACGAACAACCGAGAAUACUUCGUCGCUGAUCUCUUGAUAGGAGGUCUUCAACGAUUGGAAGUGGGUUUUGAUCCAAGGUAAUACAGACGUUUGGGGGUCUCUCAUUCCGCAUAACUCGCGAUGCACCAUCUGCCUUCAUAACGGUGUACACUAGGGUGGUCCACUGGUUGAAUGAGAGGGGGACGUUGCCCCAGGUUGAGCGAACCAAAAAUGUGGAUAGGUGAGGCAUUGGCUACACAAACCAUAAGAAGCUGACCCUGACUGCCUUCAUUGAUUUGAAAAUCUCGGAAGAAGGGAAAUAAUAGAUCCCAAAUCGAAAUUUUUGGGCGUAGUGCGAUCGAAAAUGUACCAGUGAUUUUCCCCGGGAAGAGCAGUGUUAACUUCUGCCACCUGAGAGGUGGUCAGUAUUUUUCCGGAAGAACUGGACUUCUUACGAAUUUUUUUAGGAACACAGAUUCUCCUUGUGUUUCAUACGACGAUGUUUGUUUACGAGACAUCUUUUAUUUCACAAAUUUGACAUACAAACAAUGUCUUUUGCUUGGAGGGAGAAGGAAGGAACGUGUGUUACUGCUAUGUCGGGAGGUGAUAGUGUUGAUUGAGAAAACUGGACACGGCUUAAGCUGCAACUAAAAACAUGACUAGUUUUAGCUGGAUGCUUUCAGUCAUUAAAGUGAUUGGCUUGGCAAUGUCUCGUCUUAAGUAGCCAGCGAGUUAAUGGAGCUGUUGUAUUUCUUUGCUUCUAAUAUUUUCGAUAAUUUAUUCAAACGUGUGAGUGUGCUUGUAAAUUAUACUUUCAUAUACACAAAAAUAUACAAUACAAUUUCGUACGAUUUAAUUAAGACUUCUUUGGAUGGCUGUAAGCCACCUGCCCUUUUAGUGAGCAAUUACUAUUCUGAAAGGAAAUCAGCAUUUAUUUUAUUCGGUUAGAGCGUUGUCAUCAAGCCUAAUUUUGAAAGGAAGAACAAAAUCUAGAUUCUGAUCCUCGAAAUGUAGAAAUGAGCUUAUGAGUCCAAAAUCAGUCCACUUUGAAUUAUUUUGCUAGAUUAAAUUUUUAUAAACGCUUAGAUGCAUGGAGCAUAGACUUCCACCUCAAUACGUCCACAUUAGCUCAAUAGGGAAUAGUUUAGAGUGUAGCCACAUUUUACAAACGCACAAACAACAAUCUAAAAUCUCGAGUUGACUAAGAUAGCAACGUUUAGAAUCUCAACACGUCAAUCAAUCUUCCAGCAUUCACUGAAGCAAUGCAUUUUGUACAAUUUAUUACACCACAUUAGCUAGCAAUCAUCGAUAGUUGUAAAGAGUCAUUGAUUUGAUUUCCGCAGAGAAAAAUAUGGCCCCCAUAAACGAUAACAUACCCAAAACCAGCGUCUACUUUGGCAACUACUUUUGCGUUAGACUUAGACAAAAAUUGAUACGAAAUCGAAGUUAAACAAGAACACACGAGCUCUUAUAAACCCAAAUGUUUGGGGCGACAAGAAGGUGAAAACCAGUUACAUUCUUUAGGCUGUAAGCAACUUUUAUACGAAUUCAGAAGGAAUAUUAUAUACUAAACACCCUUAUACACAAUGAAUAACGCUACUCUAUCGAAUAUAACUAUUUGUAUUAGUAAGUGUACGACUUGACAUAAAUCAUGAAGUAUUUAAUUAAAGCUAUUGUAUUUAGUGACUGUGUAAUCAUUACUACUUUUAGAUAAUGUUUUACUCCCGUGCGAACCUUUAUAUAUAUGUUGAUAUAGAACCAAUGAAAUCAUUGACUACAGUAGUAAAAAUGUUGAGGGAAAUGCAAAGUUUAGCGGAUAGAGUGACAUUAUAUAAAAUAUUGCAAGCAAUUAGGCAGCAACACCAUUAACGAGUGAAAUAUUAUCAGUAGGGUGAUUACUGACUAGAAACGUGGAGAACACCGAAGCCUCGAUUAUCGGACAGGCCGCUGUAAAUUAUGACAGGUGAACGGUUCUAGCUUACGUUCGGGCAAGCAGCAAUGAGACCAAAUUUAUGUGUUGACGUGUGAGUUAUUAGUUUAACCCAAAUCUAAGUUAAUGUAAUUGCUUAGGCAGAAAAGUACCAAAGAAUAUCCAAAUUAGCAGAUAUACGUGUGUCUAUCCGAAAGUUCUCUGUCCCUUGUGACCGUCUAAAAUUUGCUCAACGCUAGCUUUCAUAGUACACCUUAAUUUAAAAUGAAUAGUGGAGUCUCUGGGUUGCGGCAAGCUAUGGACCGCACUUACGAACGUCUAAUUUUGUCCAGUUCAAUCCCAUCCCCCACUCCAAACCUAUAACACUUCGACAUGCUCCUAUGCAUGAAUGAGUAGUUUUCCCGCAAAUGAGCUCGAAUGUAAUCUAGUUCUGUGUGAUUGAUUAAGCAAUUAAAUUAACACUUAUCCUAGUUACCAAUUCGGAAAAACUGCUGCUUUUAAUAUAUGUAAAAAUAAUUGAAAGAAAUAUAUAUAGACAUAUAUACUUAUUUAUAGACAUUUCAAAUCGUUUCAUGAAUAUAUACAUAUACUUUCCAUGAUUCAAUAUUAACUUCUUCGAUAGGUUUAAUUUUUUAGGCUCUUUUCUGUAAUUUUUUAUAGUUUUAUUUCGAUAUUAUUAAGCAGGAAUGUAAUUCUGAUAUUGAACUGCGAAAUGCAGAGCAUAGGAAAAAAGAUAUAUUGUACAUAAUGUGAACUUUUCAACAAGGAAAUCAUGUCCAUUUUCAUUUCUUUUUGAUGGACCAUCCGGAAAGAAUGAUAAUAAUGAAAUGGUUUAACUCUUUAGUUUUAGAUAUUUACCUUCAUUUACAACACAUCUUCAAUAAUGAUUGUAUAUUUCCAGAAAACACAAAAGAUAUUAUAAUGUAAUGAAAGAUAA
Messenger RNA from Hermetia illucens (black soldier fly), 12755 nucleotides. RefSeq lists its product as uncharacterized. Bases 428 to 5317 code for a protein of 1629 amino acids. Gene Ontology annotation, cellular component: cytoskeleton. Lineage: Eukaryota; Metazoa; Arthropoda; Insecta; Diptera; Stratiomyidae. The transcript is spliced from 14 exons. The record is from RefSeq and is a predicted model, not a curated record.